Messenger RNA from Acanthosepion pharaonis, 1440 nucleotides. The record is from the annotation of a GenBank genome assembly. NCBI's taxonomy places the organism in Eukaryota, Metazoa, Mollusca, Cephalopoda, Sepiida, Sepiidae.
AUGAAACUUUGUCCAUCAGAGAGUAGCCAUGGUACGCUCAAGUUGGAUAUUCGCUCACAAGAUGCAGUGCUUGCUCUGGGAAUCUAUUUACUGGAGUCUGGACUGCAGUACAAGGACAAAAUCCUUCCUUAUUUGCUGAGUGUUCUUCGGGACCUACCAAAAGCCCAAUGGAUUGAUGGACCAAAAGGGACACAAAAACACAGACUACCCAUGGGAGAGUGCUUCAGUUUCUGUCUGAAUACAAUUCUCAGUGAUGUAGCUCACACUGAUGGAGAUGUUCGAGAUCAGAUUCUGUCAGCUCAAUUAGACACAAUGGUUGUACUGACCACACUUUGUCAAGGGACACAUGACAUACCUAAAGAAACUUUGUGCACUUCCAUUGUUCCAACUUUGAUUGGAAUGGCACGGGCUAUUGGCCGUUCCUCUGAUGACAAGACACCACUUAUCAAUCUGCUGUUUCCUCUACCAAGCCAGUGUUUAGCUACAGUCGAAUCCCCUGAAGAUACAAAUUCCCCACCUAAGCGGCCAUUUACCAAAUUUCGCUCCAUCUUUCCUCGGACGCUGUCCUCACAUGUAAUAACCCCAGAAAGCCCCACCAGUCCUACCCCAGGAACAACAGAGAAUCCAGCUGACUUCCGUCGAGAACGGUCACCUUCUCCUAUGGCACCGACUCAGCAGAAGAUUGGCUCUGCAGAUGAUAUGCUUGAUCCUACAGUUCGCUAUUUCAACAAAGUUGGCUCCAGCUUUACCAGAACGAAACCCUGGGGUUUUGAAAUUAUUCCAGAGGAAGAUCACCUGAAAUUUUCCAGUUCACAGCUUCAAACACUCGUCAGUGUGUCUUUCUACCUCCUCACUCUCUCCUCCUUGCUCUCUCACUUAUCUCCUCCUCGCUCUCUCUCACUUAUCUCCUCCUCGCUCUCUCUCACUUAUCUCCUCCUCGCUCUCUCUCACUUAUCUCCUCCUCGCUCUCUCCUUAUCUCCUUAUCUCUCCUCUCCUCUCUCACUUAUCUCCUCCUCCUCUCUCUCCGCUCUCUCCCUUAUCUCCUCUCUCUCUCUCUCUCCUCGCUCUCUCCUCCUCUCGCUCUCUCUCACUUAUCUCCUCCUCGCUCUCUCUCUCCUUAUCUCCUCCUCCCUCCUCGCUCUCUCUCCUUAUCUCCUCUCACUCUCUCAUCUCCUCCUCGCUCUCUCUCACUUAUCUCCUCCUCGCUCUCUCUCACUUAUCUCCUCCUCGCUCUCUCUCACUUAUCUCCUCCUCGCUCUCUCUCACUUAUCUCCUCCUCGCUCUCUCUCACUUAUCUCCUCCUCGCUCUCUCUCACUUAUCUUAUCUCCUCCCUCUCCUCUCUCCUCUAUCUCCUCCUCGCUCUCUCUCACUUAUCUCCUCCUCGCUCUCUUCCCCAAUGUAUUAUGCUGCUCCUUUUCCAGCUUUGCAGAUUUGUUAA